Messenger RNA from Ceraceosorus bombacis, 277 nucleotides. The record is from the annotation of a GenBank genome assembly. Lineage: Eukaryota; Fungi; Basidiomycota; Exobasidiomycetes; Ceraceosorales; Ceraceosoraceae.
AUGAAGCAGGCUGUCUUGUGCACACUCCUCACUCUUUUCGUCGUCUCCUUCACUCAAGCGGCGCCCACGGAAGUGCUCUUACCUAGAGUGGGCGAUUGCGGAUUACCGCCUGGUCCGGGCUAUAAGUCUUGUCGCAAAGUCAUACUGCGAGCAGGUGUGCAGCUUAACACCCACAUUCUCUCUUGCUCUCUUCAGAUUGUUGCCAGGCUCAUCCGUGUAGCCCUUCUGUCAAGACAUUGUGCUACAAGUGGGCUUUCUGUGCGAUCACACAACGUAA